Messenger RNA from Magallana angulata, 1203 nucleotides. Its product is annotated as GTPase IMAP family member 8-like. The transcript has 2 exons. The coding region runs from base 70 to 978 and encodes 302 amino acids. Gene Ontology annotation, molecular function: GTP binding. The record is from RefSeq and is a predicted model, not a curated record. Lineage: Eukaryota; Metazoa; Mollusca; Bivalvia; Ostreida; Ostreidae.
UAUAUGUACUUUGCACGUUUGCUUGAACUGUUGUUUAUUUAUUUUUUAUUUAUUUGAAUGUAACCUUGAAUGAAAUUUGAUAUUAUCUGCAUUGUAAAGGUUUACUGCAAGGCUAGAGUGUACACUAUGGAGGACUCGGACACGUCUGGCGCCUUUCCAUCCAAAACAUGCACGGGACUCCGGGUAUUUUUUAUUGGACCUCGCGGUGCAGGGAAAAGCGCAACUAUCAACACAAUAAUUGGCAGAGACGUGGCUGAAUCCACGAGCUCCCUGCGGAAGGAAUCAACAACAAAGAAAAUGAAUAAGUAUCUUGUUGAGAAUCAAAAUGUUGUUUUAGUAGACACUCCGGCGCUCCGGAGGUCCAUAAUAAAAGAACUGAAAAAAGAGUUCAGAAAGUCCGACAUUCUGGCGUUUGUAAUAGCUGCACAACGAUUACAAAUGGAAGAUGAGACUUGCAUUUUGAUGGUUUUAAAGGACCUAAAAUAUUUACAUUCUCGAAGUUUUAUCUUGCUAACAAGAGGGAGUAAUAUUGUUGAUGACAGCAAUGUAUUCAAUCCUGAAUCUAACAAAGAACUGUAUCAGCUAUAUGAAGCUGUUGAUAAGAGAUAUGUUGUGUUUGAGAAUAGGAAUAAAACUGAAAAAGAAAGAAAACUUUGUAUCGAUAAGUUCCUGUCCAUGUCAAGAGAAAUUAGUUUUAAUGAAGAAAUCAAGAUAGAGACCCUCAGAGAAAAUUACAGCAAAGUUAGCGGAAGGAACAUCGUAAUCCAAUCUAUUAGUUGGACAGUCAUAGCUCUUGCAAUCGUUCCAAUUUUCAUUUCAUCUGCAAAAAAUAUUAAUGUCCUGAGAUCUGUAGCCACCAAUGACCUAUAUACCACGUGGUGUUGCCAUUUGAGUCUUAUAUAUGAUGGUUUUCAAAGUAUGACAUGGAAUGGUUUUCAGAACUUUUUAAUGUCUGGGUUGUAUGUUCCAAUCUUCUAAGGUUCUUUGUCUUUGGACCAAUCUAUUCACAUUUUUUGGAAAUGUACUGUAUUAAUAUAUGAAAUUAAAGUAUUUUUAUGCCUUCUGAUUGUUCUAAUAAUUACUGCUGAGUUGCGUUCAAGAUCGUACCAGCCACGAAGCUCUUCGUCGGUCUUCGUCAAUGAUCUUGAACGACACGCUAACUUAGCAAUAACUACGAAAGCCCAGGUCCCGGGGCCAUAAAAG